CGAUUUUGGCGGCGCCGCAAUUACAACGCGGUGGCGAAACUGACCACCACGACUCGAUGAGUGCCGACUGUCAACUACAAAGUACCUAGCGAGACGCAUCUCUGUCUCUAGCAAGACAAGCAGUGUAGGGCAGCCUGCUGCGGUGGAAUUUUGGUAAUUGACGGGCACAUUCGCUUGCUACUCAAAGUGUGGCCUCGGUCACUCCUUCGAAGUUGCCGAGCCUCCUCAUCCGCGCUGCAGCCUCCAAACGUACACAUCCUCCAUGGAGAAUUUUCACGACGAUUUGGUGAUCGAACUGGCCACUCACCUCGACAUCGACAGCUUCAUGAACUUCCGCCUUGUCAACAAGCACAUCUGGAAGGCUGUGCAAAGUCGCAUUGCUGCAGUUACGCUCUACAUCGCUAAGAGGACAUUUCCUGGUCAGAAGCGUAUACUGCUUCGCAUGCCAACGGAAGAGGCUGACGCUCGCUGGCUUGCAAGCUUCCGCAGUAAGCAGCUGGCCAUGAUUACUGUCGAGUGCUUGAAGCCUUCCAUCCCUGCCGACGAUCCGCUCUGCGACAGUGUGUGGCACAAAGUCGAAGCUAGCUGGGAUGCCGUUGCAAGUCGAUACACUUAGUCUACAGAAAUUUUACGGCAGGCGCCCAUGUACCAAUUCCGGCGAUGACGAGAAAUUCGACCGGUACUAUCAGUUCCAUCAUGGCAACAUGCGGACGCUGCAGCACCGUUAUGAACUCGAGGACGAGAUACUGGAAGACAUUCGGCUCGGAAGGUCUGCUCUGCCAGCGGGUCACAGCCGCAGGAACUAGCGUGCAGGGAAUGACGGCAUGAACAUCAUUUACAGUCAACUGGGCUCUAUCUGUGCUGAGCAAAGGGGAGCCUUGGAUCCGCGCGAGAGAGUGCGC
This is a messenger RNA of Baudoinia panamericana UAMH 10762, 902 nucleotides long. RefSeq lists its product as uncharacterized. The record is from RefSeq and is a predicted model, not a curated record. Bases 263 to 616 code for a protein of 117 amino acids. The transcript has a single exon. Lineage: Eukaryota; Fungi; Ascomycota; Dothideomycetes; Mycosphaerellales; Teratosphaeriaceae.